UGCUUCACUCUCAGUUAAAGUUCUUUAAAGUUUAUUUCUCAACAGAGAAAUCAGAAAUGGGGAAAGUAAAUCACUCCUUGACAACAGAGUUCAUCCUCAUAGGAUUUACAGACCACCCAGACCUGAAGAUCCCUCUGUUCCUGGUGUUCUCUGCCAUCUAUCUGACCACCAUAGUGGGGAAUCUUGGGCUGGUGGCCUUGAUCUACAUGGAACAUUGUCUUCACACACCCAUGUACAUCUUUCUGGGCAAUCUGGCUCUGAUGGAUUCCUGCUGCUCCUGUGCCGUCACUCCCAAAAUGUUAGAGAACUUCUUUUCUCUGGACAGAAGGAUUUCCCUGUAUGAAUGCAUGGUGCAGUUUUACUUUCUCUGUCUUGCUGAAACUGCAGACUGCUUUCUUCUGGCAGCUAUGGCCUAUGACCGCUAUGUGGCCAUAUGCAGCCCACUGCAGUACCACACCAUGAUGUCCAAGAAGCUCUCCAUUCAGAUGAGUAUAGGCACCUUCAUAGCCAGUAACCUCCAUUCCAUGAUUCAUACAGGGUGUCUGCUAAGAUUAAAUUUCUGUAAAUCUAACAGAAUUGAUCACUUUUUUUGUGAUAUUCUUCCUCUGUACAGACUAUCCUGUACUGACCCUUAUAUCAAUGAAUUAAUGAUAUAUAUUUUUUCAAUGCCAAUUCAAAUCUUUACCAUUACCACUGUGUUGGUCUCUUACUUCUGCAUUCUCCUCACUAUUUUCAAGAUGAAAUCCAAGGAUGGGAGAGGGAAAGCAUUUUCCACCUGUGCGGCCCACUUCUUUUCUGUAUCAAUAUUCUACACUUGUCUUCUCACGUAUAUUGGACCAUCUGAAGAUGGGAAUAAAGAUAUACCAGUGGCUGUAUUUUAUACAAUAAUAAUUCCUCUGUUAAAUCCUUUAAUUUACAGCUUGAGAAAUAAGGAGGUAGUAAACACUAUUAAAAAAAUUAUGAAGGCGUAUAAGAUUGUUUAACAAUUUCAAACUCCAUAGCAAAUUAAUUUCACUUCAUUAAAAUGCUUUUGUAAAUAUUAUAUAGAGAAAUAUGAAAAUGUA
Messenger RNA from Nannospalax galili (Upper Galilee mountains blind mole rat), 1064 nucleotides. Its product is annotated as olfactory receptor 181. NCBI's taxonomy places the organism in Eukaryota, Metazoa, Chordata, Mammalia, Rodentia, Spalacidae. Gene Ontology annotation, molecular function: odorant binding; G protein-coupled receptor activity; olfactory receptor activity. Gene Ontology annotation, cellular component: membrane. Gene Ontology annotation, biological process: sensory perception of smell; G protein-coupled receptor signaling pathway. The transcript has a single exon. Bases 57 to 983 code for a protein of 308 amino acids. The record is from RefSeq and is a predicted model, not a curated record.